This is a messenger RNA of Acaromyces ingoldii, 4281 nucleotides long. RefSeq lists its product as hypothetical. The transcript is spliced from 3 exons. The record is from RefSeq and is a predicted model, not a curated record. Gene Ontology annotation, molecular function: protein binding. Bases 243 to 4196 code for a protein of 1317 amino acids. NCBI's taxonomy places the organism in Eukaryota, Fungi, Basidiomycota, Exobasidiomycetes, Exobasidiales, Cryptobasidiaceae. Gene Ontology annotation, cellular component: cytoplasm.
UCGAGGACGACGCUGCCGGAAGAGGCCGCCAGGCACAAAGGCAUUUGAGGGUUGCGUUUGACGACGAAGAAGAGGCAGUCUCAAGCCUGCUCUCGCGACGCUCUUUGUGUGACAGACGAGCCAGACGAACCGCACAGAAGCCAGUCACGCAAUCACUGAAGGCCACGGCUAGAACGCGAAAGGAAGGAGGGCCGUGCGUCUCUUUAGAUAAAGACCAGCGAAAGCCAUCGAUCGCGAUAACAAUGACGGCGCAAGUCGCGUCCAAGCCGACGACGACGACGACAACCAUGUCGCAGAGUCCUACAGGCUCCCUGGCCAGCGUCGUGUCCGCACAGCCCAACGUUGCCUUGCGCUAUUCAAUUGCAGAGGCAUCCAGCUACUCGGGGUCGUACGAGCCUCACAACAUCCUCUACGAUCGCCCCCACGAUCUCUCCUCGCGAUGGUCAGGUGCAGCCGUGGCCUCGAUGUCGGCACCAAACCCAGGUAUCGGCAGCUCGUCUUCCUCGGCCAACGCGACGUCUUCAUCGUCUUCGGCCGCGCAAAGCUCAAGCUCCCCGGCUGGUGCUCGCGACGGAGCCGGGCUAUUGCUGACAACGGACCGGAUCAUGGAAAGUCGGACCGUGAUUGGAAGGCCGUCAUCUGCCAAGCCAGCCCUCAUCUCUUCAUCGGCUGCCGGCUCGGCGUCGGCGAGGCAGUACAUCAUCCUCAAGCUCGAAAAGCUCUCGGUUCUGAGAAGGAUCCAUUUUGGCAAGUUUCACAAGUCGCAUCCGUGCAACCUGCGCGACUUUCGAGUCUAUGGCAGCUCGACAACAAGAGAUCCUCACUCCAACGCCUGGAUUCCCCUGCUGAGAGGCGGCCUUCGCAAUGACUCGGUCCCCGAGGACUUUGAUCUGCGGUGGCGCAACGCAGACGGCGUGCCCUUUCCCACUCGCUACGUCAAGCUGGUUCCCCUGGCGACGCAUUUGCCCAAUUACAACUUCUCCGUCUGGCAUGUCGCUCUCGAAGGUGUCUCGGACGCCAAGCUCGUUGUUGAUGUGACAAGUGACUACCACGAGCAUCGCGAGUCGACGACGCUCCGGCUGAUUCUCAAGCACCUCCGAGCGAGGGGACACCACAGCGCAUAUAGAGUCCUGUUGCAGACGUCGCGACUCGAGGCACCCACCGGCGCUGCCAACGAGGCCUACACGCUGUCCACAAGGGCUCGCGGUCAUAGAAGACCGUUCGAGCACCCCCUGGCCACUCGCCUCUUUGAAGCGCUGAUGCAGGGCCAGUGGGACGAGGCCGAGGCCGUACUGGAGCGAGCGGCGUACGGUGACGCGCACGAGACUGGAUCCUCAUUGUUUGCGUCUUAUGUCCAAAAGUCGCUGCCCCGGCCCGUCUGGAGACCCAUCUUUGCCACCGAUAGCGAUGGUGACUCGCCCUGCGGCAGAGGAGGCCACCAGAUGGACAUUGACCCGGAGCGAGGAAUCGUCUGGCUCUUUGGCGGCUGGGAUGGCUCUCGGGACCUCGCCGACCUGUGGGCCUACCACAUUGACCAGGGUCGAUGGCGCUGCGUGAGUCGCGAUGUCAGGUACCAGAACGGACCGGGACCGAGGAGCUGCCACAAGAUGGUCUUUGAUCCGCGAACGGGCUUCCUCUACGUCCUGGGCCGUUUCGUCGAUUAUGAAAAGCAGGCAUCGACCGCAUCUCCCCAGAGACAUUCUUCCGCUACCCAACAGCAGCAAACGCAGCAGCAGCAAACGCAGCCGUCGCAGCAGAGUCGAGGCGCAAGUCCAGCAGUCGACGUCACCUCUACAACGAGCAAUCCGGCCUCAACCAGGUCUGCCGCUCGAGCUGUCUUCCUACCUGGCGCCCCUGGCUCGAGAGGUUCGCCCCAGGAAUCGCAAACAGGCGUGCCGAACGAAGAACUCUUUGCUAGUGGGCGAGGAGGCAACUCCCGCUUGUCGUCUGGCCGACUCGGGUUUUUGGGCGUCGACCGCGCCUCCCGCCAAGGUCCCACACCGACGGACCCAUCGGCGGGCAGCAGUCCAGCGGGUUCGGGUUUCCGCUCUGGAGCCGCCUCACCAACACCGGGCACCUCAUCCCCAUACCCAGGCCCCACGGCCUUGCCCGGGUACGAGUCUGACUUUUACCGCUUCUCGACGAGAAACGAACGAUGGGACCGGCUCUCGUUUGACACGACCUGCGAAGGCGGGCCCAAGCUCGUCUUUGACCAUCAGAUGCUGAUUGAUCCCGAGACGCAGCUCCUCUACGUCUUUGGCGGCCGAGUCGCACAUCCCGACCCGACCCGCGUCGAGAUGGGCGGCAUGUGGAAGUACGAUGUGAUCCAGCGCACCUGGACCUUUCUUUUUGACGACAAGACAAAUCCCGACAGCCGCAUUCCCUCUCGAGUCGGCCAUACGAUGCUGCUCGACGCACCAAAGGCGGGCAUUGGGGCGGGCAAGCGCCUCCUCUGGAUCCUUGCCGGCCAGCGUGGCCAGACCUACCUGGCCGACAUGUGGACGUACGACCCUUCGACUGGGCAGGUGCGCGAGGUGUCCAAGGACCACAGCCUGCAGAACGGCCCCGACGGUGGCUUCACGCAGCGGGCUACGCUGGACUCAAAGAUGCGCGAAAUUUAUCUAUUCAGCGGCCUGGUCCGUCGGAGCAAGAGCAAGGAAGAGCGAGUCAAGUCGGCCUUUUGGGUCUAUUCCAUCGACCACGACCAGUGGCGCCUCGUCUACGAGCACGGGUCGACGGGGAGCGCCCUCCGAAGGGAUCAAGAAGAUGCUGACGAAGAGGAAGCAGGAAUGAACGGAGACGACGACGAGAUGGACGACUCAAACGACUAUGAUGCCGGGCCACAAGCCUUUCCCGAUGCCGGCUUGGGCGUUCGCGAUUCGCAUUCGCCGUUGCCGCCCUCAUCUCCUGAUGGAGCCAAUGGAGCCGCAGCGGCUGCCGCCGCUGCUGCUGCUGCUGCCUCUGGUGGCAUCGUUGGAGCCGGGACGGCUGGAAGCUUGGGCGAGCUGGAGCCCCGUCCGCGGUAUGCAACGCAGAUGGUUUAUGAUAGCAAGCGGAAGCUGUUCUUCAUCUUCGGCGGCAACCCUGCCGAGGGAUCCAACCGCAGCGUCCGCCUCGAUGACCUCUGGUGCUUGGAGCUGGUGAGACCGAGGAUGGACGAGGUGCUGAGAAGGGCAAAGUUCCGGCUGCGUCAGCAACGCUUCCUGGAAAUGGCUGCCGCUGCCACCUCUGGCAGCCAGAAUGCGCCACAGUCAAUGGAUGCCUCAUUUACUUCGCUCGCGGGUGGGGCGGGAGCAGCAGCAACGGGGUCCGGCGGCCCUGCCGGAGGAGGAGGGCUGUAUGCGGGAAUGGGGGCGAUGCAGGCGCUCGUGUACCUGCAGACGGAGGUGGCGGCCGUCGUCCAUCAUGAAGCGCCCGACGAGUCGCAAGCCUUUCGCAAGCUGAUGGCCCAUCUCCUCAACGCGGGCGCAUCAGCGGCUGGACAAGGGGAGAAGAAUGCCCCGAUGCAAGACUAUGCCAGCCCGACGCUUGGCAUCGAUGACGACGAUGAGGCGCAUGAGCGGAGCGACAAAGAAGCAAAUGCCGACGAGGGGCUCUCUGCUCAGCCUUCGUCGUCGUCAUCGACGCGGACAGUCGCCACGAUGCUGCCUCCGGCCACUGCUGCUGCUGCCGGUGGCGGCACUGCGCAAGUCCCAUCUUCAGCAUCGCCAGACGAUCUGCCGCCUCCGUCGCCAUCUGACGAGGACUCGGAGAUGCUGAGCAUCUCGCAGACGCUCACUUCCUCUGGAGGAGGAGGAGGAGGAGGAAAGCAGCCCGCGGCCGUCUCGGCUCUGCUCGCUCCGACGCUGGGCAGCGGCAGCGGGGACCAGCGCCGCUUCUCGGCCGCACCCUCACCCACCCCAUCGUCGCCCUCGCCCUCGCUCUCGCUCUCGCCCUCGCCUUUCUCCCCCACCGCACCGCUGCUCCCGCCUGCCGAGUCGCUCGACAGCGCCACGAGCCUCGGACAGACGGCGCGCAGCUCGUCCAACAACGAAGGACGGCCGCCGUCGGCGCUGUACAAGCAGCGCACCAAGCUCUUUCGCCAGCUCCUCGAAUUCUUUCCCCCGGACCUCGUCGAGCCGCGCCUGGAGCUGGGUGACUGCGUGGAACUGCGAAACGGGCUGGGCGAGGACGAAGUCUCUCAUCGAGAGCAUUGAGACACGGCAAAUCUGGAUGAACAUGAUGGAAAAUUGUCAAAUAGGGAGAGAGAGAGAGAUAGAUGAAUGAUACAAAUACAAUCAC